Molecule: messenger RNA, 2706 nt
Organism: Mastomys coucha (southern multimammate mouse)
Lineage: Eukaryota; Metazoa; Chordata; Mammalia; Rodentia; Muridae
Gene: Eif4e3
Product: eukaryotic translation initiation factor 4E family member 3
Exons: 8
Coding region: 428-784 (118 amino acids)
Biological process (GO): translational initiation
Cellular component (GO): eukaryotic translation initiation factor 4F complex
Molecular function (GO): translation initiation factor activity; RNA 7-methylguanosine cap binding
Source: RefSeq, a predicted model, not a curated record
CAGCGUGGCCGCCGCCGCCAGUCCCGCCGAGGCAUCCCGCGCCGCACCGGGCCUGGCUGGGCUGGGGGCGCCGUUGCGACAGCCGGGAGGGGAGGCAGGGCCCAGGACGCGAGGUGGCGACAAGUCGCGUUUGGCCCCAGGGGCUGUGGGGUCACCUUUUCCUCUCUCCUGCCACCCCAAGGCAUCUGCAUUGUGUGUUAUGCAAUGAGAGAGCACCUUGGCCUGGACCUCAAGCGACCCACGUUCUAGUUCUACCUUUGUCAUGUCCUAGAGCAGUGGCCUCAGAUCACUCCCUGGUGCCACAGCUGCUGAGUGUGCCUCGAAUCUGAAGAAAAUCUACACGGUACAAACAGUGCAGGUAUUCUGGAGUGUAUACAACAACAUCCCUCCUGUGACCAGCCUGCCUUUGAGAUGUAGUUACCACUUAAUGAGAGGAGAGAGGAGACCACUUUGGGAGGAGGAGAGUAAUGCAAAGGGUGGCGUGUGGAAGAUGAAAGUUCCCAAGGACAGCACGUCCACAGUUUGGAAAGAAUUGUUGUUAGCGACCAUUGGGGAGCAAUUCACAGACUGUGCUGCAGCAGAUGACGAGAUUAUAGGAGUCAGCGUGAGCGUUCGGGACCGAGAGGAUGUCGUCCAGGUCUGGAAUGUCAACGCCUCACUAGUGGGCGAAGCUACUGUGCUAGAGAAGAUCCACCAACUCCUGCCCCACAUAUCUUUUAAAGCAGUGUUUUAUAAACCCCAUGAAGAGCAUCAUGCUUUUGAAGGUGGACGUGGAAAACACUAAUUGCACUCUGUAAAGAAUUCUUUAUCCUUUGCUGAUUGGUUUUGGAAACGGUCUUAACAGGAGGGAGAGUGAAGAGAAGACUUGCCGAAGCCUGAUGCUGGUCCAUUUAGAGUGGGUUUCUGUCCUUGCAAACCAGGCCAUUAGGACUCAAAGUGGCAGGUGGGGUUGGGGGAGAACGUGCGGGUGUCUGCCAUCGUAUCACUUGCUUUAAAGAGAAAGAAAGAGAGAGAGAGAGAGAGAGAGAGAGAGAGAGAGAGAGAGAGAGAGAGAGAGAGAGAAAGAGAAAAAAGAGAGCAAAAGAGAGAGAAAGAAAAGAAAGAAAGAGAGAGAGAAAGAAAGAGAAAGAGAGAGAGAAACUUUUUAAAGGCUUUCCAAAUUCUCUGGGUUUUUUGCACUCUUCCCCUCCCCAUAAGAUUCCGCAUUCAGGGUAAUUAUUGUUUUCUGGCCACCCUUUCACUGAGGCAUAAGAAUUGGGUUUCCCCUUCAGUGACUCUACUGUACCUUGUUAAGGAACAUCUGCAUAAUCGCCACAGGACUGCCUGUGAAGCCACAGGGCACCGGGAGGAAGCCUAGCCUAGCAAAACCCCUUUUCUGAUAAAUUGUUGUGACACUUCCCUGCAUACUGUGAGCUGGGCAUUGUUUCUUUUGUGUGUGUGUUCCAUAGAAAGCAUACUCAUUGACAGCACACACAUCUUAAAACCCCUUUAAAAAGCAGUAUAAGGGAAAGAAAUUGUUGGUUUGCCUAACAUGAAAACUUUAAUCACAAUUGGGUGUCAGGCUCCAAAUCAAACUCUAGACUUUUGGGGCCCACAGUGCAAAUCUUUCUAACCAGAAUCCUGUAUCUGACCUUUUCAACAAAAGCCCCAUGAUUUGUCCUGAGAGGAAACCUUAUAUUUCUGAUUUAUAGAGGAGGCAGUGUGUAUUAUUUGUACAGCAUAGAGCUUCUUCCAAGUUGCAGCAUGUUUACUCAAAUCAAUUUUCACAUCUUUUUUAAGCGAGCCCUCUUUCCUGCCCGCCAUGUGUCCUUUCUGAAAACCGAUGGCCUUCCAGCAUAGGCAGCUUUCCCCUUCCUCUGCGUACUUGCAGGAAGCGCCUAGUCAUUCACACAGCUGCCUUGAGUGCAUCUCAUUCCUGUGGACUGUGUUAUUAGAUACUGGACUAUACUACUGGCUUCAGUAGAAGAAAGCCUUUCAGAGCAUCACAGCUCCUCCCAGAUGCUCCUGGUUCCCUCUAGGCUCUGCCCCGCCCCCUGCUAAUUUUCCUUCAGAAAGGGCUGCUCUCCUGUUGGCUUGGGUUUAGAGCCACAGACCAGUGUGCAGCUUCUAUGCUUCUCAAAAGGGCCAGCUUUUAAUUCCCCUUGCACUGUGGGAAUGAGAGGUGGGGUUACACUAAGCCUUCCACAUGCAUUUGUAAAUAAAAUUCCCUAUUCAGAUAUUUCAGAUGGCUUUCGGUAGCAUCAGUUUAUAAAAAGUCAUGGCCUCUGCUUGCAUUGCUAAACACGCAGCCAAAAUAAUUAGUGGUCAGAGUUUAAGAGGUACUUCUUUCCCAAAGUUAACCUUCAACGGUUUCACUCAUAAGGGUGUUGGAUCCUUCUAGAAAAGUCCCAGGACAUGUUUGUCUAAAUGACGUGCAUUUCUCUGAACAGUUUUUAAACUUGUUUUAAAACUAUAACUCAAGGACUUUAAAAGUUAUUCUAGACACGAAAUUCCGUUUUAUAAGUAUUUUUCUGACAGAUUAGCACAAAGGAUAUAAUUGACUUCAAUAUUAUAAUUGUCAUAUAUAUAUUUCCAUAAGUAAAUAAAUUUUGAGAAAUUUUUAUUUUUGAACUUUAUUUAAAGCAUUUGUGAUAACAUGUUCAAUUUUUGCAUGUAUGUAGUUUUUGAAGUAAAAAUAAAAUAAAGUAAAUAGGAAUGUUAGGCUCA